This is a messenger RNA of Cannabis sativa, 1140 nucleotides long. RefSeq lists its product as uncharacterized. Gene Ontology annotation, molecular function: nucleic acid binding; RNA-DNA hybrid ribonuclease activity. Lineage: Eukaryota; Viridiplantae; Streptophyta; Magnoliopsida; Rosales; Cannabaceae. The transcript is spliced from 2 exons. The coding region runs from base 1 to 1140 and encodes 379 amino acids. The record is from RefSeq and is a predicted model, not a curated record.
AUGGGUUUCAUCCCGAAACUAAGGAGCGAGAUCUUAACCAAUGAUAACUGUGUGGCUGACCUUUUGCUGGCCAAUGGAGAUUGGGACAUCCGGAAGCUUAAUGUCCUUUUUGAUAAAGAAAAAGUGUCUGUAAUCGUCAAAGGCAGUAAACCCUCGGGUCUAGGGGAUGAUAGAUGGGUUUGGACUUUGGAGAAAAAAAGAAAAUUUACUUGCAAGUCGGCUUAUCUGUCUCAAGCUUUGGAUAGAGCCCAUCAAAGUGCGGUUGCUCCGACACUUUGGAACAAGUUGUGGAAUAGAAAAUUUUUGGAGAGGCAUAAGAUCCUUUGGUGGUGCAUCCUCUCUAAUGCACUCCCUACUAGAUCUGUGAUUGGAAGAAGAUUCCACAUUGAGAAUACCGAUUGCCCUUUCUGUGGUUUAGGGGAGGAAUCAAUGGAACACCUUUUCUUGUCAUGUGAUGUGGCAAUGCAUUUAUGGCGUUCUUCACCAUGGGGCAUUUAUCCUAUCUGCAAUUCUAGGAUUCGAGUUUGGGACUGGGUCAAAUUCAUAUGGAAUAUUAAUACUAGGGGGAUUCGAGUGGAUGAAGUAUUUUUGUAUGCUUCGAUUGUUGUGGAAACUAUCUGGAGAAUGCGUAAUGAUUACAUACAUAACAACUCUCGUCCGAAUGUUUUGAACUGUAUUGACAAAAUUUGUACUUCUUAUGCAGAGCUUCAUGAUGUUUUCUUGCCAUGCCCUACCCCUUCUUUGGUGGGGACCUGGAGGCCUCCUCCUCAGGAUUGGAUAAAAUUAAAUUGUGAUGUCAGGGUGGGCUUGGAAAGUAUGUGCAUAGCGGUGGUAGCUAGAAACCAUUGGGGUGCAGUGGUUCAGAUUCACACGGCUCGGUUAGACUUUGCGGAUGCAUUAUGUGGAGAAGCAGCAGCUUGUUCUUCAGCUGUUUCAGUGGCUCUUGAGCAAGGCUUCAAGUUUGUUUUGGUAGAGAGUGACUCGAGAAUAGUUAUCAAUGCUUUCAAUGGGACGGAGUCUCAUUGGGCGAUCGAGAACUAUGUCUCCUUUUGUUCUAGGUCUUCUCCCUCUUUUAUUAGUUGUAAUUUUGUGUAUGCUAGUAGAACUUGUAAUUUUGCUGCCCAUAAUGUAACUAAUUGA